AUGCAUGCGUCCAAAGUUGUGCGCCCAGCUGUAGCAGUGAAGCCUCUAGCCUUGGCUCAUGUCCAAGCGAUAACCCAGGGCAAUGCGUUUGUUCGCUCAAGACGCCAGGAAUCGGUUGUUGUGCUCAUAAUUGUGGCAAUGUUGUAUGUGGUACUCUCAGUAAGUCUGGGUAUCAACCACAGGUAACAGGAAAGAUGAUCAUGCUCGAUUACUGUUCAAAUCAAGGGGUGAUCUUGGAAGCGCAAACAACCUAUUCGACUACGCCUGAUCUAGCCGUUGGUACGUUCAACAUGUCCCAUGUGCAUUCGGAAAGCAAUGCUAAUGAUUCCGAGUGAAGGUUGAACCACCAGCCACAACGCAAAUUGAUAAUAUCCCUUCUACUUCUACUGCAGUUCCAAGCAGCUCUAGGAUUACUUCGGUAGACAAUGAUAUUGCUUCUGAACCACCAAUACUUCACUCCCACGAAACUUCCAUUUCCCCUCCAUCGCCAAGCACUUCUUCGACAACAUCCCGGUCCAAUUCCCCAAGUCCACAGAUAAUUGUGGGCUCUACACUUGGGGCUUUCUUUGGUAUUCUAAUUUUCUCUCUCAUAUCCUUCUUCUUCUGGCAUAGGAAACGAGCAAGAAAGAACAAAACUUCGAAACAGAAUGAAUUAACCCCUUACAUGGACGUUGAGGAUCAACAUUGGGACUUUCUGGGGAAGGAAAAUCGACGAGUAACAUUGCUUUGUUGAACCCAAAUUCGAGAACCCAUACUGACAAGCUAAUAGCUCAGCAAACCAUUCGAUAUACUCGUCGAAGUAUGCGAGUUCAAGAGCAAUCAACUUCCAGAUUGGGCCCGUGCUCAGAAGAAGACACUCGCCAUCGAUACACAAUGCCAAAAUGCGAAUUACAUUUCUCCCCAUCUUGUCAAGAUUUUGGAUCUGUCGCCAGAAUAUCUCGAAAGUCCAUUCGAGCUUACAGGUGUGGGGGAGGAAACAAUGUCUGUUGAUCAAAAGGUCCAACUCAUUUUCCGAAAAGCGAGAACAUAUCAAAAUGAUGACAAAAAGUAUCAACCUGUAACUUCCUCGUUCUGA
Hymenoscyphus albidus is the source of this 1075-nucleotide messenger RNA. Lineage: Eukaryota; Fungi; Ascomycota; Leotiomycetes; Helotiales; Helotiaceae. The record is from the annotation of a GenBank genome assembly.